CAAUUGUAAACAAACAAGAAUUAACAAACAAUGUUCCGACGCUGUGAAAAUACGAAAAUUAUGGCCUGUUGUAUAUGUCUUGCUAAUAAUUUUACUGAUGGGAUAAUGUUAGAUACCGGAAGUCCUUGGUUACAAUAUUAUAUUUUCUGUAUUGGUGUUACUAUAAGUGCCGAUGAUAUCCCUAGAAAACUUUGCGGUGAAUGUCAAAUAAAACUGAAGAAUUUCACAAAUUUUAAAGAGAUGGCACACAGAUCUGCUAACCUUUGGCAGUCUUUUAUCAAUAAUGAAGAAAAACACAUAGUUAUUGAUGUACAACAAAAGAAAGAAAAUGAAUAUAACUUGUUUAAUGAUUGCAUGGAUAUUGAUGAGACCUUUUGUGAGGAAGCUGAAUGUGACAAAGAAGUUGAUAUAAAAUUUCUAAAUCAAACUAUUAAAACAGAUGUUUUUAAUGAAAAUGAAGAUAUAAAAUGGAAUAUUAGUGAUAUAAAAGUGAAGGAAGAAUAUACAGAUGAUAACAAAAAUGAUGAAAAAUUUGGUAAUGGGACCUUUUCUUAUGAAUACGGAGAAGACAAAAGUAAUUGCACAGAUAAUAAAAAAAUAAAACGCAAGAAAACGCUAAAACCAGAAAAAAUAAAAAAUAGCAAAAAGGAAGUGGCUCCUAGCCGUGAUUGUGGAUUAUGUGAGAAAACUUUUACCGAAGACGAAGAAUUAUAUCAUCACCUGAUUGUGCACGGCACCAACAAUGAUUUGUGUUGCAAGCUAUGUGAUUUCAAUGGAGGGGAUUUCGCCGACAUGGUGUCUCAUAGGUUCACGCAUGCCUCAAAAGAAUUCAAAGUGCAAUUUAGGUGUCAUUUAUGUGAUAAGCGUUUUGCUGUUCAAAAGCGCUUGCAGUUUCACUACAGGUCAUUGCACUUAAAUAAAAAAGGUGGAAAGUGCACUUUGUGUAGUAAACAAUUCAUCAAUUAUAAAAAGUGGGCAAACCACGAACGGCUCCAUAUAACAGAGGGGUUCAUAUGCGAUAUUUGUGGGAAAAGGUUUUUAUUUCGUCAUCAAAUUAUAGACCACUUGAAAUAUCAUAAUGAAGAAAAUAGUUUUAUAUGCGAUGUGUGUGGUCGUGGAUUUAAACGAAAUAAUAAUUUAAAGCAACACAUUCAAACGAGGCAUGAUUCCUCCAACGUUAAAUGUACACACUGUAAUAAAAUGUUCAAAAAUACAAUGAGCCUCAAAGUUCACUUGCGGGAACUCACCUGUGAAAAACCUUACAAAUGCGAUGUUUGUUUAAAGUGCUUCAGAGCGCCUAGUCUUUUGAAGAGUCAUAUGGUAUGGCAUCAAGACAUCCGAAGUUUUGCUUGUGGUGAAUGUGGUCUCACUUACAAAUCUAAACAGGGUUUGAAAACACAUAUGCUGAAACAUACAGGUCAUUUGCCACACAAAUGUGUUCAGUGCACGAGAUGUUUUGCGACUUCUUCACAAUUGAAAACGCAUACAUCAUUACAUACAGGAGUACGACGACACAAGUGUCCCCAGUGUCCAAGGAGUUUUCAUGGGAGAAAAGAUGUGUUGGCACACAUCGACAAAUGUCGUAAUGUUAAGUUCAAUAGUAAAUCAAAAAAUACUGAUAUUAUUCCAAGUAUUGGUUAAGUCGUGUGGUAUUGUGUUCCUACAAUGAGUAAAGUCCCACAAGUUCUCCAGACGCAAUUGAAAAAGGGUAAAAAGGAAUGAUAGUCCUGCCUGCUCUUCGGCCUGUUCGCUGUGAUGACCGCUGCCAAGCGUGGCUGCAUGUUCUGGUUCAACAUUACCUUUUUUUUGUUAAUGAAAUGAAACAGAUUGAGCAUAAUAAUAUGAUGUGAUAUUGAUAAAUCUUAGUCUUUAGAAAACCGUAUGUUUUCAUGCGAAAUAUAUCUACUCGUUGAUCCAAAUGUAUCUAAUAUUACAAAAACCGUAAUAAUUGUAGAGUUGUUGGUUAAGAUUUAUCUAGUAAUACAAAACCCUAAUUACUUUUCAUUUAUAUAUUUUAGUUUGAUUUCAUAAACUGAAAGUUUUCGAGUAGGUGACGAUUCGGACACUAUAUAUUCGGACAAAGUUUUUGAAUCAAUAUAUUUUAAUAUAAUUUUGACUGAUAAUUCUGACACUUAUAAAAUAUCACAUUGUACAGUCAGAUAAAAACAUCCAACGCCGUCUUAAAAAUAAUAUGUAUACACAGAUACGGGCCUUAGCAGCCAUGUUGUAAGGAUUUACUUAAGUGCAGUACUUAGCGAAAACGCGCUCAAGCAGUUAUUACACUCUACAAUAAAUAAUCAGCGUACGACACACGACAGAGCCUAACUUAAUUUAGUAUUCACACUGCUUUAAAUUUCAUUGUCCUCGAAAGAUAUACGCCCAAAGCAUGGAGCAUGAAGAAGAAGUGGUUGUCCUGUUCUUCAAAAAGGGUGGUGACAAGGAACUUUUAAAAACCCUCGACCAAUCUCACUUCUAAACCAUGUUAAUAAGUUGACUAGUUGCCCGCCCUCGCUUCGCUUCGGCGUAGAGCUAUAAUGUGGACUAUAGUUUUUGUUCUCAGGCUUGUAUUAUACACAAGACUUGCUUUAUAAAAUUAUAAACCUUGCGUGAAAAAUUAUUUAACUGAUAGAGAAAAUUUUGCUGCGUAGUUUAGGACCCGUUGUAUAGAAUGCAUAAUUGCUCUACUGUUAUAAAAAAUGAGUACCCCUUACCAUUGGUCCAUGCCCGUAUUAUUAAAUGUAUCUAGUGACGCAGUGGUUUGUACACACCCAUCACUUUAACACUCACCAGCCAAUCAAUUAAUAUGUCCAUUUCCCUCUUUACAUAACAGAAGUUUAUAGAAGAAAUAAUGACUCGUCCAGGCUACGCAUGGGAGUAUUGUAUGGCUAUGUAGUGGCGUUCUGUCGAUAUUAUUGGUGGAUUAUAAUCACUGGUUUGAGCUCCGUAAUCCACAAAUUAUCUCGACAGAACGCGACUACAUACCAAGAUUGUUCAGGGAAGCGAUUGAAAUAACCAAACACAAGAAUUUAAAUCAUGAAUCGGGUUUAAAUUGUCAAAUGUCUGGAAUCCACUGGUUCGUAUGUGUGAAAACCGCAAAAAUCAAAAAAGUGGCGUUCCGCGAUCUGAUACUGUGAGUAUUGUGUGUCGGGAACAAGUGCGAAUGAAUAGUGAGAAUGUGACCAGUGGUAGGGGUAUCGAGCGCAGUAAAAGACGUCAGAAGGUAGACCGAUAUGUCUGCCAAUAACAUUUACCCGCAAUUACUUCAGUUACUCCGUGAUCAUGGCCCUUGCAAUAGUGUCGAAAUAUCGGAGACUCGGGUAAUAAUCCCAUAAAUAGCCAUAAGGUUUUUUUAUGUUUCAGUUUGAUUUAUCUAAGCCAAGUUUCAAAGCUGUCAAGCUAGCCAAACUCGUUUUCCCAUACAAACUUUGAACCCCCUAUAUCACCCAAUUCACGAUGCCUACGUAAUUUAAACAACCUAUUUACUAAAUAUUAUGUCUCUACUACUACUUGAUACUAUACGACUCAUUUGUAAACUUAUACCUACAUAUUUACAUAUAAUUAUCACAAUUAGGUACUACUACACUAGUUAUUCUUACUACUUAUUUUAUUAUUAAGUGUACCUACCUACAUUUAAUAGGACGACGACGAACCUCACCUAACUAAUGUAAAACCUAACUUUAAGUGAAAUUGUGUUAUCACAUAAUUGGCAAUGUUUGUCUUUGUGAAUAAUAAAGAUCUUUAAACCUAAACCUCUACGAUCAUCAGUGUAGGCGUGCGUUGACCCACUAUUUAAAACUUCAACAUGCUAUCUUUGUUUUAUUAGGGUAGUUUUGUAAAAAUAAAACACAGAUAGCAUUUUUGUUUUAAACAGAGUAAGUGUGCAACAUUUUAAUCAAUCCUAUGAACUUUUAGAUCAUCUCCCAUACAAAACUUUGACACGAAAUUUUGUAAUUUUUUGAGGGUAGUUGUAACAUGCUUAGUGUACAUCUGUUAAAUAAUGUUUAUGCAAAAUUUGCAGUUAAUAAAUAAUAAAUAUUUCCAACACUCACACCAAUUAGCCUAGUCCCAAAGUAAGCACUAUUAAGCUUGUGUUAUGGGAUACUAGGGUAACGGAUAGAAUACAUACUGUACAUAUAUAAGUAUUUUUUUAUAGUAAUACAUAUUAAACAUCCAUGACUAGAGUACAAAUGCUCGUAUUCAUCACACAAACAUCUGCCCCCACCGGGAUUUGAACCCAGGACCUCUCGACUCGGCGACACCAUGUAACCCGGCGUACAAACCACUCGGCCACGGAGGUCAUCAAAUAGGUUCAAGGGAUAAGAUUUUACGAACAAAAGUCUUUUGCAAAUUUCACGUUUAAGAGGCUGAAUUUCAAAAAAUCCCAUCGUAUUACUUGUCUAGGAAAUAAUUGGAAUCUACUGUCCAAAUUUCGUCAUUCUAGGUCCAGCCGUUUCGGCUGUGCGUUGAUCAGUCAGUCAGUCUAUCAGUGUAUUCUUUACUCUUUAUAAAUUAGUAUAAUCAUAAUCAAAAUCAUUUAUUCAGUUGAGGCUGUUACAAGCACUCAUGAAUGUCUAGAAGCUACGCCAUCGGUUCGUAAAUCUACGGCGGGAGACCUUGUACUGAGAAGAACCGGCAAGAAACUCAGCAAGGGCUGUUUUUUUCUCCCUGUUUUAUUAUUUACAGAGUCGUCAAAUUGAAAAAUGACUUCAGAGGUGAUUCAUGAAGUCACUUUUCAUUACAUAAUUAUUAAAUAUACAUUAAUUGUUUACCUGCAUUUUGAUUGCUGUGUCAUACAGUAUAAGUACAAAUAGUGUUAUUUAUAGUCAGUGUUACUAAACAUUAACUUCAAUAUAAAGGAAGUUAGGGCAGACUCACCUCCGCUGGCAGCACCUGUUCACGAGCAUGACGCAUGAACCAGCCAUCGCUUCGCUCAACCAUAUUUUAGGGAACGUAACGACCCGCCUCACACGACACCGCCGAAGAGACUAUUAUGAGAGCAUGACUAACUAUUAUGAGAGCAUGACUGACUAUAGAUUUCGAGAGUUAUUACGAAUCGUCUCACAAGCAGGUUUGAUGACAACCUCCCAAACGAGCUAAGUUCCGAAAACGAGUUAGUAACAUAGACCAUAUUCAUACGCUACGGAUACAGAUUUUACAGAUAAUCAAAGAGUAUAAUCUGCCACUUUGCUUGGCGUUCGUGGACUUUUAAAAAGCCUCCGAAUCCAUUGAGACCUAGCUGGUGUUUCAGUCUCUCCAAAAUUGCCAAGUAGAUCACAGGUAGGUCGUGGUG
Chilo suppressalis (striped riceborer) is the source of this 5290-nucleotide messenger RNA. NCBI's taxonomy places the organism in Eukaryota, Metazoa, Arthropoda, Insecta, Lepidoptera, Crambidae. The record is from the annotation of a GenBank genome assembly.